Molecule: messenger RNA, 5223 nt
Organism: Dissoconium aciculare CBS 342.82
Lineage: Eukaryota; Fungi; Ascomycota; Dothideomycetes; Mycosphaerellales; Dissoconiaceae
Product: kinesin-domain-containing protein
Exons: 4
Coding region: 1-5223 (1740 amino acids)
Biological process (GO): microtubule-based movement; mitotic spindle organization
Molecular function (GO): ATP binding; microtubule motor activity; microtubule binding
Source: RefSeq, a predicted model, not a curated record
AUGUCAGAGCGCGUGUCUCGGAGCGAACGAUGGGAAGGGACUCGUCCUGCAGCCAAUGACGCCGUACGUGUGCGACCACCGCUCAAUCCGACCGAUCCGGGUUUCGACCUGAUUCCGCAGCGCUUCCGUGAGAGCAUGUGCCAGGUCCCGACACCCGCCAGCCUGUCGGUGCAAUCGCCUCAGGGCAAGAAGCUGUUCGUCUUCGACCGUGUUUUCGAUGAGAACACCACCCAAGAAGGAGUAUGGGAAUACGUCAGCGAUAGCGUGUCGUCAUUCAUCAAGGGCUAUAAUGUCUCCAUCCUUGCAUACGGCCAGUCUGGUGCCGGCAAAUCGUACACCAUGGGCACCGCCGCGUCGGGCGACCAGGAUGCACCGGAAUCGCGAGGCAUCGUUCCCCGCGCCGCCCACGCACUCUUCGAGAAGCUCAACGGCGGGCAGGCCCGUCCGUCAGGUCUCCAGGCUCCCAAACGAUACUCCACACAGGCCACGCCCGCCAGAUCCUCAAUCGCUGGCGCAACCAAAGACUGGGAAUUGAGGGCUACCUACGUCGAAAUCUACAAUGAGCAGCUGCGGGAUUUACUCGCCCCAGAAGGCCAAGGCGAUCGUAGCCAGGUCGCCAUCCGCGAGGACACCAAGGGCCGCAUCAUGUUGACGGGCCUCACCCAAGUCCCCAUCCACUCCGCCGAAGAUGUCCUAAACGCCCUCGCCUACGGCUCUGCCAUCCGCCAGACUGACGCCACCGCCAUAAACGCGCGAUCGUCGCGAUCUCAUGCCGUCUUCAGCCUCAAUCUCAUUCAGAGGCGAUCCGACGGCGUUCCCCCGGCCGCCACGACGAGCAAAGUCGACAAGCGGCAGUCAAUGCCAGCCGAGAGCUUCGCGCCCGAAUCCACCGUGACCGUUGAUAGCAAAUUACACUUUGUCGACCUGGCCGGUAGCGAACGGUUGAAGAAUACAGGUGCUACCGGUGACCGUGCCAAGGAGGGUAUCUCCAUCAACGCCGGCCUUGCCAGCUUGGGCAAGGUCAUCUCGCAAUUGUCCUCCAGGAAUCCCAACGCACACAUUUCCUACCGCGACUCACGACUGACUCGCCUGCUGCAAGACUCCCUCGGUGGGAGCGCUAUCACCUUCAUGGUCGCCUGCGUGACGCCGGCCGUCUUCCACCUGAGCGAGACGCUCAACACCGUUCACUACGCCCAACGCGCGCGCGCUAUCCAGAGCAAGCCCGAGAUCCAGAGCAGCCACGACGAAGGCGACAAGCAGGCCGCCAUCGACCGCCUACGGGCCGAGGUGAGCUUUUUGCGCGACCAGAUUCGCAAUGCCGACCAAACCACUCGCGGUGGUGACAAGAGCGAUCGCUCGCGCGGUCGCGAUGCUGAGCUGCAGUCGCAACUUAUGGACAUGCAGGAGAAUUACAAUGCGCUCAGCCAACGCCACGCCCGCCUCAUCGCUGAGAUCUCGCGCGCCCACGAGAGUGAAGAGGGCGAGACACCUGUCCUCCACGAGGCUUUGGGAGAGAAUGUCAGCGAGCGCAUCAAGCGCUCCAACUCUUUCGCCGAGGCCGUGGAGCAGGUCGUCCUCGAAUAUGAAAAGACCAUCCAGACCCUCGAGACGAGCCUGUCCAAGACCCGCUCCUCCCUCGCCAACACCGAGACGACGCUGAUGGAGAAGGAGACCCGCAUCGCCUACAUGGAGACCAUUCAGCAGCAGCUGCAGUCACGCGUCCAGAAAUCUAUGGAUCGCGAGGCUAGCAACGAUCUAUACACACGGGAGCUCGAGAACAAAAUGGAGGGCGCCUCCACCGAGGACGACCGCCGCGAGACAAUGAUGAAUGAAUUGCGAAAGGAGCUGGCUCGAGUGAGGGAGGGCGAGGCGAGUGCCGAAGAUUACAUCUCAACCCUAGAGGAGCGCUUGGCCGAAGCCGAGCAGGACCAGGAGAUUAUGCAACGCGAGAUCGACCGCUUGGAGCAUGUCGUGGACCGCCAACGCAGCAUCGGCAAGCUGGACAACCUGCUGGGCGAGCUUGACGUGGCGCGAAACAACAGCGGCCGCGCCGCGAAGGCCGUUCCUAACAUUCACGAUGACGAUUACGAUCCCUUCCGGCCCCCGUCUGCUGCGGAGUCCAAGUCGGACUAUGGCAGCGUGAACGGCGACGACUCCAUGACGCACGAGAAGAGCGAUGGUGUGCCGCAACCCUCGGUCGCACCUUUGGCUGCCACCAUCGGCGCCCAGCAGGACUUCAUGGCCGAGAAGUUUGAGAGCCUGUCGCAAGAGUUCUUCGACCUCCGCUCCGAGCACGAGGCCAUCUUGACCGACCACGACAACCUGCAGCAAAAGUACCGCACGGCGUUGGAGACUCUCGCAAAGUUGGAAUACGACAAGGAGCUCAAAUCUCUGCAGACCCCGGAGCAGAGCCGACCCAACUCUUUUUUAGAAACCGACGCAAAAUCAGACAAGCCGGCACGAACCGAGCAACCCUCGUCUACUCUCUCCUCCUCGGACUCUUCGUCGCCGGUGCCAUUGAAUGGUGGCGCCGAGGCCUCGAGGGCGGAUCUCGACGCCCAGGACGAUGCUACUGAUGCAGGAGGCGAGUCCCGUGCCAAUUCACCCUCCGACCACGACGAGAUGGUGCAAGAGAUGGAGACCCUCCGCAAGCUACACGCCGAGAAGGAAGUAUCCGUCACUGAGCUCACCAAGAACUACAAGAGCUUGGCUCAGCGGCACGAGAGCACACUCGCGCAGGUGCAGGAGCUCAAGCAGGAAGUCAUGCGGUCCCAACAACUCCGACCUGCCUCACCCAGUUUCCCGGCCUCGCCAUCGUUCAGCAAAUCCAUGUGGCGUCGCCGGUCAGAAGACCUCCUCAGCAACGGCACCUCUGAUCGCCUCUCCAAGUCGAUCGUCAACCUCAAGACUUUGGCGGCGAACCACCUCGAGGAGAGCUCAGACGCCAAGCAGAACUUCGAUCAGAACAUCAACUCCGUCAUGACCGAGUUGCAUGGCCGAUCGGAGCGCGUGCAGGUCCUAGAGACGGAAUUGGCCAACGUCCGCAAGGAAAUGGAGAGCAAGCAGACCAUCAUCUCGGGUCUGACCCGCGAACGGUCCAGCAUGAAGGCAUCGUCGGGCGUCGAUUUCUCCGUCGUCGGUCAGAUGCGUGACCAGCUCUUGGAGAGUGAGAACCAAAUCCGCGCCUUGCACGAACAACAUGCUGCCAAGGAGAAGGACUUCCAAGCACAGAUUGAGGACCUCAAGGAAGCCAUCUUGCAAUCCGGCAAAUCUGCUAGCCCAGGUCGGCAUGGCUUGCCCACUCCGGCCGAGGAACGUGGUUUCUCGUCCAUCCCCGGAGGCUUCCCAGCGUCGCCCGAAUCAGACCGGACACUGCAGCGCUCCGACACCAACCUCGACGCGGCGGCGGAUAUCGCCCGCUUGCAGCAGGAGGUCGCUGCGUGGGAGGUGAAGCACAAGGAGACCAUGGACUCCUUCACCGCCUCACAAGCUGAUCUGUUGAGCACCAUCGCGGACCUGCAGGCAUCACUCGCCGCGACUCAGCGGGAUCGCACGCGUGAUGCAUCGCCCAGCGGCUCGGCUCGGUAUGACGAGGACAUUGACGCCGACGACAUCGAGCAGGAGCGCGCCAUGCACCGCCAAUUGGUCAAGGCGCUGGAGUCGCAAGUGCAGGAGCACCAGGCCAUCGCCAACGAGCGGGUUGCGCGCCUCGAGCAGCUUCAGGAAUCGUAUGCCGACAUCGCCUCCCAAGUCGAUGCCGCCGGCUCCUCGCACACUCUCGCGCAGAAGGAGCUGGAGACUCACAAGGACCUCGUGGUCAACCUGGAGAACCAGCUGCAAGUGCACAAGUCUGCCAUUGCCAUCCACCAAGAAAGCCUCGAGUCCUUGCAGGCCGCGCACUCGAGAGAGGUGGACGAGCUGAAGACGUCCAUCGAACACCUGCAAAAGGAAUCGAAUGAGAAGACGGCCGCGCUCCAAGAGCAACAUGAGCAAGUCACCUCUGACCUACGCAAUGCCCUCGCAGCCGCGCACAACGAGUCCAGCCAGCUCAUCCGUAACGCCUCCACGGCUCUGGGCUAUGAGACCGACCCAUCCAAGCUACACUCUCAGAUCCGAGGCCUCGUCGAAGAGGGCAAGGAACUACACAACCGCCACCUCAAGACCACCAACGAUCUCAAGGCGGUGCAGGAAGAAUUGCAGAACGCCAUCAACCGAUCCGUCGAGAUGGAGAGUCAAGUGAACGAGAUCAAACUUGUCAGCGAGGAGCGCGCGCUCCAUCUUGAGAAGAUGUCCAACAAAUACGCCAAGAGUUCGCGCCUCGUGGAGGAAUUGGAGGAGCAGCUCAAUUCCAACUUCGACUCGCACCAAGCCACCAACAAGCGUCUGUCGACGAUGCAGAGCGAAACAGUGCAGGCGCGGAUGGAACUCGAGCGCGAGCUGGAGGAACACAAGAUCCGCAACAGCACACUUGAGGUAUGGCCAAACUCUCGUCAUGUUGACAAGCACUCUAUGCAACGUACUGACACAAACCAACAGCAACAGUUGGCUGCCUUCAAGCGCCAGUCGGUUGUCUCAAACCAAUCCACUUCGUGGAAUCGCGAAUCCCUCUCUCCAGAAGCCGCUGCCAUUGCCCUCGCACGAUCGGCCUCGUCCUCGUCCAACCCGCGCAAAUCUACAACGUCGACCGCUUUGCCGACUCCACCGCCCUCCAUUCCCCUCCCUCCAUUGCCCAGCUCACCCGGUGGCACCAACAGCGCCACUUUGGGUGGUAUCGAUGCUCGGGCCGCGUCUCCGCCAACCCCACGGGCCACUUCACCUACCGCUGGCUCUCCUCCGCCCUCGCGUCACGCGUCGAAUGAGGUCAGCCAGGCUAUGGCACAGGUGGUGGAGGAGCAAGAAGCCCGCAUCCGCACCAUCGAGAAGCACUUGUUUGCCGAGAAACAGCUCACCGCCACUCUCGAGGAAGCGCUGGUCGAUCUUGAAACCUCGGCCAACCGCACCAAGACAGAAAUGGAGAACUACCGCAAGCGUUGCUCCAGCCUCGAGGAUGAACUCGUCAGCCUCCGCAAGGAGCGCAGCAGCUCCCGCGCCAGUCUGCAAGCCGUCGAGGAGGAGCGCGAGAUGAGACUGCGUGCCGAAAGGGCUCGACAGGCGCUCGAGGCCCGCAUGAUGGAGCUCAACGCCAACAAGAAGAAGAAGAAGAACUCCCUCAACUGCUUCUAG